Helicoverpa armigera (cotton bollworm) is the source of this 1000-nucleotide messenger RNA. Its product is annotated as tubulin polymerization-promoting protein homolog. The record is from RefSeq and is a predicted model, not a curated record. Gene Ontology annotation, molecular function: tubulin binding. Gene Ontology annotation, biological process: microtubule polymerization. NCBI's taxonomy places the organism in Eukaryota, Metazoa, Arthropoda, Insecta, Lepidoptera, Noctuidae. The coding region runs from base 565 to 939 and encodes 124 amino acids. The transcript is spliced from 3 exons.
UCAUUAUUUUUAUAUCAUUUUCACUACAUCAAAAACCUAAUUUAAAUUUUUAAUGACCUCCAAAAUUAGUGAAAUUCCUCUGGCUAUGUUUGACACACUUCUUCGAGCGUACGUUGCAAAAAAUCCCGUUUGAAGUGUGCUGACGGCGUAUUUUUACCUCCAAAGGUUGGAGUAGCUCUCAAGUUAUCGCUUUGUGACCGUUGAACAUAAGUUAAUUUAAGUAAUAUUGAAAGGAAGUUUUAGUAAAAUAUCGGAUGAAUAGUUAGAACUCGUAUUCUCAGGGAUACUGCCACCUAUUAUAUAGAUAGCCGAUGUUAACGAAGCAGAAUUGGAACAUUCAAAUCUUCUAAUCUUAGUUACAUUAAAUAAUUAUAUUUAUGUACAUAAUUCACUUCCAUUGAUUAGGUACCUCAUUUCAUGUACGCAGCUUAACAAAAAGCACACAAAGGGUGACAAAACGAGUUGAAGAUUAUUAGGUAUAGAGUAAUUUUCAAAUAAACUAGAUAUAGAUAAAAGUUGGAUAGCCUGACCCAGAACAUAAGGUAUUGGUUGCGUUAGAAUAUAAUGGAAGAAGAGGAACCAGCUACAUUGACUGAUCAGUUCGAUAAGUUCGCGAAACUGUUCGACAACGACCGAGACGGGACAACUAUUGAUUUGUACCGAAGCGAUUAUUGGUUGCGCCAGAGCAAUGUCUUGGAAGACAGAGCACUUACUAUGACUGAUACGGGAAUCGCAUGGAUGAAAUUCAGCAAAACAGAGCUAACUUACGACGAAUGGUCUCAAGUAUUAGCAGAUGUCUGUACAAGCAGAGGAUUAGAUCGCGCCUCUGUAGAAGCUGCGUUAACUAACUGCGGAUUACCAGGUAGUGUAAACGUGAAUGUGCCCCAAUACCGGGAUCUGUUCGAUACCGUCAAGCCACCUCCUAAGCUCUUAUACUAGAGACGUCUGUGUUCCUCAUUAAAAAUCUUAUUAGCUGCAAUGUACUAAUAUGAUUAUCAAA